CUUACUUUUCUUUGCUCUCAAAACAACUACAAAUUACAGCUUGUAUCACUGCGUUUCCCAGCGGGUAAUUUUGACAAUAAUUUAUACAGGAAUCUUCCUCAAUUAUAAAAUAUCAACUGCAAAGGAAGAUAGCACGUCGGAGGGACGUUAUUUCAAGUGAGAGCCUACCAUUGUUGUGUCAUAUCGAAAUUGGUUUUAAGGAGAGGGAAAACGGAAAUAGGCUACAGAUUUCCCUACAGAGUUUCGACAACUGAAUGUCUAACGACAACUUUCAGCCAGAAUUCAAGCUCUAUACUGGCUGUUGAUAUACUGUUGUUCUAGUCAAGAUGAGAGGAAAUCGAGGUGAAUGACAGCGACAUAAAAUGUCUCGGAAUUCGAGCAAGAGAAACAGUUCUAAUCGUGGAUCAACGGGAUCGGACACAGCUCGUUCAACACUGAAGGUUGUCCUUUCAAAUGGCGAUUCCAGAUCAGUGAAAUGUGGCGAAGCAACAGAUGUUAAGGUUGGUUUAUCCAUUUCGUUGUAUAUCCAGUCUUUUCGUGGCGGCAUUUUUGUGCUUUUUAUUGUUUUGAUUUUAGUAUUUAAUCGCACGAAAACUCUUCAGGAAUUCUUGGUGGGGUUUACAUAAAUUCAAUUGGUGCCUGGUGAGAGAUUGCCGAACCGUACCCAAUGAUUUUCAUCUUUUCUUUUUGUGUUGUUUUGUUUCUUUUUGGUUUUUCUGUACGCGUUUUACCGGUACUCUCUCAGCAAUGUUUUCUCUGUCUAAUCUGUGAUCAUAAUUUUCGUGGUUGAACAUUGUAACAAUUUUUUUUGCGACGGAUAUGGUUUGAUAUUUUAGCUGACCGUGCUCUAAAUUUAUUUUAGAAAAGUAACAAUUUAAAGAAAUAAUACUAGGAAAAGAUCUUUGGAUUAUCUGGUUCUAUCCUAACAAUCUUACUUUGCUCGAAACCAGUGUUUUAUUUUGGACUUCAACAAUGUGUUUUUUAUUACGAACCAUUAUCAUAAUGAACCCGUUUUCUUCAAAUGUAUUGAUGACGAUCCGAAAUACGAUAAAAUGUCAAGAACUAAAGAUCGUGCAGCAAAUAUAGAGGAUUCUUCUGUUGGAUUUGCGUCUUAACAACACGGAUUAAGUUUAACAACAGUUACUGUAAUGAAUACAAUGUUGGAGGUUAAUUCACUGUCAGUGAACAAUGUUCUUGUUCCGAGAUUUAGCCGGAUUGAAUAAUAUUUUUUUUCGAAUUCGUGUGCCAGGUACUUUAUGAUAUUGUUGAAAAUAAAUUUCUUUAGAAAGUACUUAAGGGUCAACUUAUAAGAUUCCAUCUCUUGAUCUUGUUUUGAUGUCCUUUUAAGAUUGUUUUUCAUUUCGUAAAAAGAAAAGUUAAUUUGAUCCAGAUCGUAAUGAUUUGAUUAGCAUGAUUGGCAAUUAGUUGAUCACUUUCCUUUUAUCCUUUAAUAAGAAUCCUGGUAAUUAGAUUUGUUGGGUUGUGGAGCUGUCUUUAUCACCUAGAAUCUUUUGCUUCGAUAUCCUUUAAAUUCCAAAAUUAUAUUCAUGCAAUGCAUAAAUAUUAUUUAGAUCACAUCAGCUUAGCAAAUACUACACAAGUAUGCAUUUUGCUACUCUGUAUGAGAUCUGUUUUCAUUUUUCAAUAAUUAUUCUAUUUAAAUUGGUUGAUUAAGGUACUACCAAAGUUUGGUUAGGGCUAGUUUUGAUUAGAGUAUGUAGGUUAUUACAUGUUUUCCAAUUUUGAAACUGGGUCAGAUUUUCUGUAGAUCUCCCUAAAUAUGAGAUUAAAAGCAAAGAAGUAUCCAAGGAGAGACAUAAUUUGUUCCCAAUGCAAGUUUUUGGCUUUGAGUAGCCAUCUGCAGUUAGUUAAUGUUGAAAUUAAUGUUUUGUUUUGCCUUACUCACCUGUACAAUGAAAUAUGUCAAAUUGCUGUAAACUGCCUUUUGAAAAUUGUUAUUUUUAUUGUACAAGUUUGCUUAACUUGUGGAAAGCUAGAAGUUCUGAUGCAAACAGAAUUUACUGGCUGCAAGACUUUAAAAUCUGGUUUUAAUUGCUGUCACUUGAAAAGUAAUUGAUCACUUAAGUCAUAAAUGAAUGAAAGUGCCAACAAUUAUUAUUAACUAGUCAAUAAUGGAAGAUUUGGAAUGUUCUAAAUCACAUGGGAUGAAAUAUAUGAUGAAAAAAGUCAUGCAUUUGUACCUCUAGCUCUAUCUCAAGUCAUGAGACAGUCAUUUUCUCUGUCCUGUGACCAAAUGUAUACCUUUGAAGCUGUCUUAGAGAAUUUGAUUAUGUCUCCUCAGUCAUUAAAUAUAGUAAUAGUCAUUUAUCACUGUCAAACCUCUGUAGUUAUUUAUUAUUUUAAUAUACUGUCUUAUGGGUGUUCAUGUUAUUUAAGCAAAAACUCACUUGUAGUAUUAAGCCUUUUUUAAAGGUAUAUUAAAAGGUACACAUUUUAGGAUUCAACAGCAACUGUAAUUGCUACUGUGGCCUUAAAAACUUCAGACUGGUCUGUGGGGUCUCUUGACCUUACGUCAGAAAGCUGAUUCCCUGCAAUUAAACACCUUCGAUUUAACCUUAAAUCUUUUGGCCAAAAAAAUGUGCACAUUGCUUUUGAUAGUGCUUCUACUUUUCAGUAGAAGUUGUAAUCUUGGUCUAACACCAAAUUAUUGAAUGUAAUUAGCCAGAAAAUGUGUAGCAGUUAGAGAGGAGAGUAAAUGAUCAGAUUUUGGGUGCCAAAGGGUUAAGGAGAAGUUCAAAUGCCAUUUCAGUUGCCACCUUUUAUCUUGUUUUUCCAUUAAUGUUUUAUGCAAAGCAUGGUCUUUUUUUCUAUUGAGAUAGACCUCAACUUUUCAUAUUUAUUUAAUUUUGCUAUUACUAUGUUAAAUUACAGUUACAAAUAAGAAGGAAGAGAAACAAAUGGCAAUGAGACCCUAAAAAAUUUUUCCAAAGCUGGUUAACAUAGGUUGCCCCACAUGAAAAGCAGAUUGAGUUAUUUUAGACAACAGAUGAAAGGGACAAUAUAUUGACAAGGAAAUUUGUAAUUUGUAAUUUAGAGUGCAAGAGACAAUGAGCAAGUGUUUCAGGAAAAAUGUUUUGGUUUAUGGCCAUCUGAAUUCUUUCAAAAUACAUGAUUGCAAAUGUUUGUGAAGCAGAACAAAUGGAAUUGCUGCAGGUUACUUGUAUCUUGCAGGAUCUUGGCUUAUAGCUGAGAGAUUUCCAAUUUUGUUUGGUAAGCAUCAUGCUAGUAUCAGCUUUGAAAAACUUAGAGUCUCAGCCUAAGGCCAAGAUCAGCUUAUAGCUGAAUUUCAUAACAUACCAAAUAGUUUGCAUUUGUCAACAUUUCAGGGAAUUGUUCAUUUGGUGAUUGGAAGUCUUGGUGCUGAUCCGAUAACUGCAGGAGACUACUAUGGCAUUAAACUUGAACAUGUCAAUACAAAUGAAUCCUUUUGGCUCAAUAGUAAGGUCACAAUGGGUGAGGUACGAGGCAAGCAUGAGGCUCUUUAUCCUGCAGAUGAGUGGAAGUAAGUCAGUGUUCUCCCCUAUUUAAGUUUAAAAAAGCAAAAUAACUUUUUAUGCAGUGAAAUGCAAUUUAACAGAGCUAACAACAAAGAGCAUUAAGGUUCUCUAGUAGUCAGCAGUUUUUUGCAUAUGUGCAUGCAUCUGAAUUCCAUGUGCUCUUCGUUUGGGGCAUUCUUGCAUGAGCUUUGAGCAUGAACUUGCAGUGUUAAGAGGAGUGCUAGCUCAUCAUCCGGGCAGUUUUCCCCACCCCUUCCCUCCCUCUUCCCACUGUUUAUUCAGUGUGACAGUUGCCUAUUUCCACUCAUGGCUGGGUUGCCAGGAUUUGCCAGCCACGGGAAAAGUCUCCAUCUAGGAGCUGGCUACAAAUAGUGGAAGCUCCUGGAUGUUUCAGGUACCCAACCUCCACUUAGUGAUGCAGUUGUUAAAAACUGGUAGAGCAAAUCUCUUACCUGUGCAAUUUUCAAGCACAGUACUUUUGGCAGAAAUAAGAGGUUCUACAGGCAGUAAAUUUUAUUGAUUACUACCUGAAAAGAAGGAAACUGAGUACUUAUUGGUGCAAGCAAGCUGUUGGUUUACAGAACAAAAUGGUGGCAGAAAAUAAUUGAUAAUAGACUGGUAUCCUGUUGAGGGGUACUUAAUGAUGUAGUAAUAAUUCUAUUUUACUACCACUACAGAAACUGUGAUAGUCAUGAGUAGGAAGUGACAUGUGCUUGUUAUUUAAAUUCAUCUUCAGGUACCAACUAAGAGUGCGAUAUUUUCCUAAAGAUUUGAAAGAGCUGUACACCAGAGACAAAGUUACUUUCUUUUAUUUAUUUGAUCAGGUAUGAGUACAGAUUUAGUUCUAUUAAUUGACAGUUUUUCAGUCAUCAUUUUAAAGGAUAUGUUGUCUUUGUAAUAGUUUUAAAUUAUAGGAUGAAAGCUCUCAUGAUAGCAAAGGCAGUUAUUCUUAGUAAUGGGAUUUUGAGUUAAACGACACUGUAUUUCUCUGUCCUUAAUUACUUUCAUUAUUAACAGUAAGGGAUCAGCAGACUUUUGAUGUUUUUAAGACAUGUAUCAGAAAACAAGAUCUAGAUAAGCUUAUCUGUACAAUGACUCCAGAAAUUGUGUCCGUCUAUUGCACCUCUUAGUAUGUAUAUAUUUGCUUCAAUUGAGUGUGUUUGUCUGUCAUAGGAUUAUAUAUAAUAGAACUUUGUACAUCAUCAGUUGAGUUAUUCUAAUUAUCCCUUUUAGUUUUUAUGUUAGUCCUUACUAAGCAAGUAUCCACUAUAUUUAUUGACAUAAAAAUGAAGUUAUUUGAGCUAGAUAAUAAUAUAUGAGAGUAAAGUAUUUGAUUGGCAGUUGCACUUAUUUUCUGGGUUUUUCUUUGGUUGUUAUUCUGUUUAUUUACUCUUAAAGAUCCACUGGCUCACUGGUUAUUAACUCUUUGUAACUGCAUGUAUUUAUUUAAUUAACCUUUAGUUAAUUUAUUUUUCUGUAGGUCAAGAAUGACUACCUCCAACACAACAGUGAAAAAGCAGAUGAAGACACUGCAUUUAGACUUGGAGUUCUGGAAAUGAGGUAAAAAAGAAAAUAAAAUCAUAGCUGUUAAUUUACUUCACUCUAGCUCUUUUGUAGUAGGGACUGGAAGAAACCAUGUCAGCAUUGGCAACAAGAAUGUUGUGAAGGAACAGAUUAAGAGUGACUGGCAUCUAAAUUCCCCAUACAAUGUCACCUCUGAAUCACACAUUAUUGUCACAGGAGUAAAGGAAAUGACUACCAACUAAAGAAAUUUUUUAUUGUUAAACAAAUUCUCCCUGCCAGCACCUUAAGAAAAGUAUGAUAACAGUAUGGAGAAUAAACAUACUGAUGUUGGCUUAAAAAUUGUUAUUUUUUUUCUGAACAGGAGGUAUUUUAAGGAUAUGCCUCAAAUAGCUCUUGACAAGAAAUCAAACUUUGAGUACAUUGAGUAAGUAAUGUCCUUUUAUCUCUUGACCAAUCAAACUUCUGUUGCCUCUUCUCUUUUUGCUUUUUUUUUAGUAUAGGUAAUACGUUACAUGAUUUUGAGUGCAAUGUGGUGUUAAUAAACACAAAAAAAUUUUUCAAAGACAACAAAACUGCAUGAGCCUGUAGGACUUGUGCCAUUUGCAGUCUUCGAAAAAAUUACCAAGUGCUUAGUUACACAAAAUUGUAUAAGAAAUCAUGUUGUUACUUGUUACUAAUUUACAUGGAAAAAAGCAUGAUAGAAAGUCAGGACAAACAAAAUUUUGACAGCACAUGCACUAUUUUCAAUUUGCACUCUGGUGUUACAACUUUGCACUGGUGUUACAAUAUUGCAUUUGUGUUACUUGAAAAAUGCACACAAUUUUUUCAUUAAUAUACAAUUUUUUCAUGUAUAUUACUAGAAAACAAAAUCAUGAUGGGGAUUUUUGAUCUUAUCAGAUUUGUUACCUCAUAUGUCCUCUUGAGAAGAAACUUAGUUUUGUCAGCAUGUGAUAUUAUUUUGGCGUAGUAUUCACUUCUCAGAUUUCUUUUUGGAAAUAAUGACUGAACUGCAAAAGACAUAUUCGCGAUAUGAAUUUUUGUCAGUGAUGACGCUGAACUAGUUAUUGAGUUGUCUUCAAAAUUAUGCUGAUUCUGUUGUUCAUCCAUGACUCUUCAAGGGAUCAGUUUUCAUCAGUUUCAUCUUUUUUUUUCUGUGACAUUUAGGAAAGAAGUUGGCUUGACCAAAUUCAUACCAAAGGCUGUUUUGGAAAACAUGAAGGUUAGUCUGUGUAACAAAUGUGUACAUGUAAAAGCUGUAUUUGUGUACCCUGUUGUCAUGAAACUGAAGGUUAACUAUUGUCAGAAAAUUUUUUUCUUGGGAUGCUUUUAUAUGUGACUGCAUGUGUCUACCCAUUUGCAAGGAAUGCUAAGUAAUACAAACUGUGGUACUCUAUCUUUUGUUAGGACAGUGCUAAGUCAUGCUUGUGAUUGGAGUGCAUAAUAGGACAGUCAAUGCACAUGUCUGAUAUAUGCAUGUAUGCAUACUGCUGUUAUGCAUUUUACCAAGAAGUUUAUUGAUUGAGAUUAUUGAAACCAUCUUACUGAUGACCAGUUUUUUCCUCAAAUGUUGCUUUAGUAUUGAUUAAUUAGUAACAGGACUUCAUGUCACCCAAUUCUGUCCUGUGAUCAUUUCUGUGUUAAACAAAGAGGAUGCCUUCUUCAUGGUCAUCCCAUUUUGUUAAUCACCCAUACGAUUACAGGCUAAAUUGGACUCCAGUCAGUCCUAUCUCCAUAGAGUACAAAUCACCAUAUAUGAUGUAACUGAUAUUUAGUGUUACUCAUAAUGUUGUUUCUUGUUUUUUUUUUAGUCCAAGCUUUUGCGGAAGACCAUCCAUGGUUAUUUUAAGCAGUAUGCACACUUGAGUGAAGUGGAAUGCUGUUACACUUUUUUUGAUAUUCUUUCCAAACUUCAUCGAUUUGAAUUGGAGUCUUUCAGAUGCUCCUUAGGGGUGAGUGAAGCCUCUGUUUCUUCAUCAGUUAUUUAAUGUUUUAAUAUCAGACAAAAUGUUGUGGGAAUUUGCUAUGGCAUAAUUGAUUGUGACUUGAAUGAAACAGUAGCAGAGGCCAAAAAUCCUUCCUCCUCCCUUAUAAAAGAAGUGCUAUGUAUAGUUGAUUUCCUGGCUUUGCAAUUGACUGUGCUCACCCCCUUAACCUACGAGUAAAGCUUCAGACAUGCCUUAUAUAAAACAAAUUUUUUAAUAGCAAGUCAGAUUUUAAAAAUUUUUUCAAUUUUCUUUUCCUUGAAGCAAGAUUGUCUUAACUUUUACAAACUUAGCUGGUAGAACUGCAUGCAGCUGCUAAUGCACUCUUUGGUAAAAUGGAACAGUGCACCUCUCUAUCCCACAACAUUAAAAAAAAGUGACAAAUUUCUUGUACCCAGUGCAAUUUACAAUCAUAAAGGGAUCAAUGAAAUAAAGGGUACCAGUAACCUUGUACAGCAAGGACCUAUUUGUUUGUUUUUGUUUUUUUUUGUGUGUGUAUGUGUGUUUGUUUGGUUAAAUUCAUAAAUUUCAUUUAUCCCUCUCAUGUUGUUUUUUGGUGUUAUGUUUGAUUGACAUCAAUUUAAUAUCAUUUUUGAUAAUUCAUUUCCUUUAGACUGGUUGGACAAUAGCAGUAGAUGUGGUUAUUGGGCCCAAAGAUGGAAUAAGUUACCGAGCUGAACGUGGAUCACUUGUGAGUACCUGUGUAUUUGAAACAGGAAGCUGCAAUAUGACUUGUUAUUAUUUGUUUAAAUGUUUACCUUAAUGAGUACUAAUCUACAACCUGAUAGUGUGGUUUUGGAAAAGUGCAUUCACUUCUUUCAGGGAGUUCUCACUGCAAUUUAAAGAAUUUAGAGGUGGCCAAUAUUAUUUUUAUUGAAUUAGGACAAUAGAUUUUUUUCGAGGUGGGCAUUUCUCAUGGGAAUUAUAUGUGGUUUGUGAGUGAACAGAUGUGUAGGAAAGUGAAUGUAUGUAUAGCAAAACCAAGUGGUGUGUUUUCAGUAAGGAUUUCAGUGAUGUAAUUAUUUCCUGUGGGUUUACUAUGGAAGCAUUAAACUUGUGUCUGUGUUUGAAUAUAUGGAACUGAUGUAAUUCUUUUGUGGUUGAAUGCCUCUAAAUACCUCUCGAAAACAAUUUUCAUAACUUAGCCCUUUUACUCCCAAGAUUUUCUUGUUAAUUCUCCCCUCCAGCUGCAACUCAUUACAGGAAUUUGGUGUUAGAUCAAGAUAACAACUUCUACCUGAUAAGUUUGAGUAUUCUCAGUGCCUGCUUGUUAAAUAAUGUAUAGUAGGGAGAAGUUCUAUGUUAAUCAAUCUUGGAAGUUAAAGGUUUCUGAUACGUUCCACCAUGAAAUGUCGACAUUAUGCAUGGUUGAUAUGAUUUUUAUUUACCAAUAAAUCAAUCAAUGAAUGAGCAAACAAUACCUUUCAGUAGUAUUACUAAAUGAAGUUGCUUUCAUCUGUUUCACUGCAGAUUACACACAUGGCUGAUUUCCAUCAAAUAACUUCAAUUUCAAUAACAAGAAUACCACUCAUCACAUCAUCUGUCCAGACUGAUAAACAAAAAGCUACUGUUAGUUUGAAAGUGUUAGGAGCUGCUGAGGUUUGUUAGGCUUUAUAAGCUGUGUUUGUAUUUUGCAAAUUUUUAUACAGUCAUGUAUGUGGGUUUUCUUAAUUUAAGCUGCAGUUACAGUAGAUUCCUUGAUGGGUUUAGAAGUUAGGAUGGAAAAUGUAUGAUGAUGAUUGGACAUAGUAAAGUCCAAUCUGGUUUUGAAUACGUAAUUACUGGCAAGCAUUUUUUUAUGGUUUUGUGGAGACAGGUUUUUGGUAGUCAAGUCCCUUUAAAGCUGACAUGCUUAUUUUUAACAGAGACAUUUAUCAGGGAAGUACUUGUUGCAAGAUUAUGUGCAGACAAGUUGUUCUUGUCAAGUGCCCUCAGCUAGAUUUCUUGUCAUUUCUAAUAAAUAGGGAAAAAUUUUCUCAAAGAGUGCAAUUGUCUAAAAUGAUCAUGCCUGUGUAAUGUUGGUUUUAUUUAAUCGAUUUCCAAAGUCUGUAGUUGUAAACUAUACAAGUAAGGAACUGAUCCACCCAGGUGAGCUGCAAUUAAAGAAAUUUCAAAAAAGAAGCCUGGAAGAAUACAGGCUCAGAUGGGAUUUGAAGUUGUGCCUUCCAGCUGCUUGCUUUUUUGUGCAUUACCAUAUGAUCUAAGAUGGCACUUGUUGUGAAUAAGGUAAAUUAAAUCAUGUCGUUUGUUCCCUUAAAGGAAUCUGUGAGGAUCAUUUAAUACUUGUAUAGUUUUCACAGGAUAAUAUCAUUUUUUUUAUUUAAUUGUGAGUUAUAAAUAUCAAUUGCAAGUUGUUUGGACCCACUGUACAGUGUGUAACUGUCUUUUUAUCACCUUUUUGUUUGCAGCCUCUUGUGUUCACCACAUUCUCAUUAGCUAAGGCUGAAGAGAUGGCCGACUUGAUUGAUGGAUACUGCAUGCUCUUUAGUGGAAACAAACAUUCGCUGGUCUUUAAGAAACUAGGUAAUGGUAAUAUUUCAUAGCCACGUAUACUAUGAUCCAACAAUUUAUAUUCUGUACCUCACCCAAACACCUGCAUACCAUCUCCACUUGGAGUUGUCUAUGCUAUUGAGUGUGCAGUCUUGAAAACAAAAAAUGGAGGAGAAGAUCAAGUGCUAACAGUUGCUUAUGUUCUUGCAGAUAUUGAGAGAUCUCUGCCAUCAAUUCCAAUACCAGCUUCUCCAAAAACUGAGGAAAAAAACAGGUAAUCAUAAGCUGAAUAAAAAUUUAUCUUCAGAGGCUCGUCAUAACUUCCUUCUCUCAUAAUGACUGAGGAAAUGAAGAGACACAGUAAUGUUGAAAUCAGUGCACAAGGGACAGUGAGGAGGGUGGUGGAUACAUGUAUUUUUGAAAAAAUACAAUACUUAAUUUUAGUCAUGUAGGAGGAUCCUUAAAUUGUUUUGCCAAUUGUGGGACAAUAUCAUCUCUCACUUGAAUAAAUGGUAAUUUAUGCAUAGUACUUUUCUUUUUCAGCCCAUCUAUUUUCUCACCAACCCUGAAACAAAACACGCAGACUUUGGGAAAUGAUUUUGCUGAGAGGAAGAACUCUGUUACCUCGCCUGUGCAGAGAAAAAAUGGAGGUAUGUUUACAUUUCACUGGAAUUCCUCAAAUUGAUUUUUUCAGUUCCAUUAGCACUCUAUUAGCAGGGGAAGAUUUUUUUUUUAACAUUUACUCAAAGAAUUGAAUAAAUGUGUUUGUAACUUCUCCUUCAAUUUCAUUAUUGAGUUAUCUGGUACAGGGAAUGGACAGACUUAUCAGUUAGUAGGUGUAGUCUCAGUGUAACAACAAAUUCUCAAAAAAAAAAAUUACUAAAAAACGAAGAGCACAAAUUUAAGGUUAAAGGGUUAAAGAAGGGUGUACAUGAUCAGGAGGUGUAAAAUUUCUGGUUUGCUAGUGGAAAUAGACCCUGACUUCCAUUCGUGUACUGUUUUCCUACAGGGUGUGCCUGCUUGUACAGUAUAGUUUCCUUGCUUCCUUGUUUCAUACUAAAAUUGCAAUAAACUUCAUGUGAAAGGAAAGGAGAAGUUUUGACAGAAAAAUACAACUGCCAGUUUUUCAUAUGCUGGGAUUACUUUACUAAGACAUGUAACGAUAUUGUCGAUGUUUUCAUUGUUGUAGAGUUUGAUGAUUAUGCUGAGAUUGUUGAUGAUGAUCCUGAUUAUGCCCAUCCUAUGGCAGGUAUGAAUGGUGUUGACAGUGUUUGGCUCUUUAUAGAAUUUGUUACUUUUUUUCAGUCUGUGUCUAAACUCACAUAGGAAAUUUGUUUGGAAAAAUAAUGCACAGCAAUUAAAUUUUGAUGACUGAAAAUCUAGUCACAAGGAAAUUAAUAUUGUGCAUAGGUAGUAUCACCUACUGCUGCUACUACUACUACUACUACUACUACUACUACUACUACUACUAAAACUUUAUUUGUCACCAUUAAAUUUUUUUUCUCUAUGAUUAUGUACAAUUUGUUUAUUAGACAGUGAUUUAAAAAUUGUUGGUAGACUAAGAUUUAAUUUUGUGUUGAAUCAAAUAAAAUCACUUUUAAAAAGUAAGGAUUUUUAGUAAAAUUUUUAACUCCCUGGAUGAUGAAAGAGUGAGUACUUAACUGAAUGAUUUGUUACACCCUAAAACCUAAAACUUUCACUUUUGGUCUUCUAUAAGAAUUUAUUGAACAUGUAGCUUUGUAAUGUAUUUUUUAUGUAGUACAAUCUUCAGAAUACUGCAUGGCAAACUCAAUUACUCUAACGUUUUUAAAACCUUCUAAACAGUUAUUGGUUUGAAAGAAAAUUGUGAUUAGAAUUGUCAGGGAGAGUGUAAAGUAAUGCAAAAUAUUCAUUCAUAACACUGUACCCUUCAUGAGCCAAAUUGGUAAAUUUAAAAGUCUUAUUGUAAAUCACAACUUCACCUCCUGUCAAGCUCUAGAUUUUGUCAAUUCUUAAAUAAAAACAGAACAAGCAAAGUUCUUAUUCUAAUUGACUCUCUUUUGUAGAAGAGAUUGUAUAAUAACUUAAUGAGCUAAUUCUUUGAACUAGUGAAAUACUUUAAGACUAGAUAACCUUUAAAAGAUAAUGCAUCCGUGUUUGAAAUGACUCCAAUACACAGUACUGGCUGCUGCACGUGUAGCGGUUGCAAUGUCCAGCCGAAGUUCUCUGGUUAUUAAUAGGAGACCAGGUAAAAUAACAAAAACAUAAUUUAUUUUUGACAUAAUUUUUGAUAAAUGUUACAGUGUAUUUUAAAUUGUCUUUGAUAACUGUGAUGGCUGACGAAUGACUGUGGAAUGACUGAGUGGAUUUCAGUAACAAUUUUAAUGCUGCCAAAAGUAUUGUAAAGAGAAAUUACUUUCCUUUUAAUUUGUAUUUUAAAGAUCAAUGUUGUAUUUGUUUUGGAUAAUACAUGUACCCUGGAGGUAUUUUCUGUUAAAAAAUUUAUACCAAGACUUAAAGAUUUCAUAUAUUUUAAACUCCAAAAGAAAGAAUAAUCAUUCUGAACUUUCUUUUUCAUGAUGUAUCACAGUAAAUGGUUUGAACCUAGGACUAACAUGUAAUCGUGUAGUCUGAUCGGCUGGUUGUGGGAAGUCCUCAGAAAGACAUGUGACUCUGAUGAUGACACCCACUUAGGAUGUCAAAAUGUCAGUCACUACUACUGACCACAGUCCUUCUCAGGACAACCCUCACCUGGACAGUCAGGCUAAACUUUCUCAUUAGGUAUCGUCUCUAAACAGUUAACCCUUUAAACCCUGGGAGUGACCAGCAUCUAAUUUCUCCUUACAGUAAUAGGGCAGAAUCAUUCAUUAAGGCCAUGAGAAUAAAGGAAAUGAUCGCCACUCAAAGAAGUUUUGAUUGUUACACAAAUUCUCCUUGUCAGUACUAAAGUAAACGUAUAGAGAAGAGAAUGGAGAAUAUGGAUACUGAUGUUAGGGUGUAAAGGGUUAAUUCUGGCCAUGUAAUUGGUCUUACUAAUGGCAUAGGAAAAACCCGACCCCGCACACAAGGCCUUUCUUUCUUUGAUCAAGAGAGUGAAAUAACAUGGCUCUUACCUUUAAAAGGUUUGAGACAGUGUAGCUUCAGAGACUAAGAUGGGUCAAAACAUUUUCAGCAUCAUUGAAUAAAAUUAUUCUUUGUAAUCCCUAGCCAAAGAUUAUCAAAUUCCCCGGACAAAGUUGAUUUUGGAGACGAUAAUAGGACAGGGUCAGUUUGGAGAUGUACACAGAGGAACCUUCAUCAGUCCAGUGAGUGAUGCGCUCUCUAAGAACUUGACAGAUAACCGACGUUUGGAUUGAUUUCAGAUUUACAGAUUACAAAAGAGUGCUUUACUUUUAUUAUCAUUGUACCAUGGCCACUGCUGAAUUAUACCUAAUGUUUUGUUUCCACCAGGAUGAUCCUAAUUUACAAGUGGCUAUUAAAUCAUGUAAGAAUCCGGAUUCAAGGGAGAAAUUCCUGGAAGAGGCAUGUGAGUAUCAACUGUGUCAGUCUGAACAAAAGGGAAGUUCGAAAAAUGUAAACAGUAACCUUUUGAAGUUGUUUUCAUUAACCGAUAAUUGAUCUUUAGUGUGGAAUAAAUAAGACCUGAAACACGAGUGUUUGACUCUUUUUUCUUCUUGACAAGGUUGACAAGGGCGUAGUUAGGGGGAAGGGUCCUGGGGUGCCAAUAGCCUCCCCUCCCUUGUGAGCCUUUUUUUGUCACAUUAAGUAAAACACAGCGUGAAGGUCAACAUGACAAUCUGUUGAGUAACCUGUAUUUGACACUGUGUGAACGCCCUGACUACUCCCCUGGUUGAUGGUAACUAAACUCAAUGAAUUUGGUUAUUUACAUUUUAAAGUUUUUGAUUGUAAUUUCUUUCUCAGAUACAAUGAAGCAGUUUGAUCACCCGCACAUCAUAAAGCUCAUUGGCGUGUGUACGGAUGAAGAAUUUUACAUUGUAAUGGAACUGGCUGCAUAUGGAGAGGUAACAGUGCUUCUUUCCUUCACCUAUGUCAUUACACCGGCAUGUGAUAUAAACCCUAAAGAAACGUGCCCCUCGACAGUCAAUCGACCGUUGACUUUUAGUCGGUCGACUUUUGUCCGACAGUGAACCCUACAGAUAGCCCAGCGAACAAUUGACAGGCAGUUGGUCAAAAGGCAACCAACAGUUGUCUGACAGCUGUCCUACAGUUGACUGUUACUAGGCAGUUGAUAGACAGUUGAUGGAUUGUCAGUCGACAUUCAAACGACAGUGAUUCGGCAGUUGAUCGGCUGUCGGUCAAGUGUCGCCCAAUGGUUGCCUGACGCCUUGGCCUAUUUGUUGGUUAGACAAAAGUCGUUACCAUCCCUCUGCCGUUUGUUACUAUAGAGGGGAUAGCAUCUUUGUACUGUAUGUAAAAAAAGUGGUGUCACUGAACGUCACGGGCGCGUUUCUGUCUCUGCGUGAAGUGACUACUCCUCAUGAACGAUAUACUACUUCUAUCAAAGAUCAAACAAUAUCUUUAUAGUUUCUCUCUCCUUCCCCGGGAAUUCUUAUGUCUAUAACGUUAUCGUUUACUCAACCUUCAACCCAAAGAAUUUUCCUCUGACAAGAUUUCCCAUGAUAGAUUUUUGUCAACCAGAAAUGUUUUAGCGCUGCAUCAUGUGAUAUUUCAAUUUAGGUACUGCAUUUUGUUGCUAAAAGAUGUCAAGACUUGAUUGGUUAAGAUGUCUCUUGGACUGUUAUAGUAAUAGAUUUGUUUUGUUUGCUUUUAGAUGAGAUCGUAUCUUCAGAAGAGCAGACACUCCAUUAACCUAGAAACACUACUUAGUUACAUUUUUCAACUUAGUACGGCCAUGUCAUACCUUGAGAGCAAGAAUUUUGUACACAGGUUAGCGUUUGCUUCAUGAAAUUUACUCACGCAACGGUUUCGGCGUUGCUGAUCGUAGCAAUGCGCAGGCGCGUCACAUAUGAACCGGGUACUAAAAGGGGCAAGUUUGUAAAGAAACUGUGGUGCUGCAUCGAUGGGAGAGUAUAACAGCGUGAUUUAGCAUCAUCAACUGAGUUGAUAACGUAAAUUGGCCACCGUAAAGAAUUUAAAAUCUGACGUUUCGAGCGUUAGCCCUUCGCCAUUCGCUUAGACGAAGGGCUAACGCUCGAAACGUCAGCUUUGACACUCUUUACGGUGGCCAAUUAAAGUUAUCACAGUUGAUGAUACUAAAGUACCCUGUUGAAUCGGGUGAUAGCCGAGCUAGCCAAGUGAGUGGUGGGGCAUCGGUGUUGUGCAUUGGCAAAUAACGUGACUUAAUCAAAUGCGUUGCCACUAUUUUCCUGAAACCUUGGUGGCGGCUAUAAACAAAGUACAAUUUUAGUAAUGUUAUUAGGGACCGAUUCUGGUAAUAAAAGAACGCUACAGAACUUUUCACUCAGUUCAGAAAAUUAAGAGGUUUUGAUAGUUCAUGCUUCAAAUUAGAAAUCAUAUUUUACAGUACUCGUAAGAGAUGAGUGGCAGCAUUGUUUAAAGUAACCGUAGGUAAGUUUUCAACAUUUUUGUUGCUUAGAAUUUCUCCUUCUUAUCCGAUUCUUUUUUUUUUUUUAUCAGGGACAUAGCAGCUCGUAAUGUCUUGGUAUGUACGCCUAAAUGCGUCAAACUAGCAGACUUUGGUCUGUCAAGAUGGGUCGAUGAACAGGCUUACUACAAAGGUAAGGAUAAAAAUGCAGUGAACCAAAAUAUACCAAAUUUAUCGGCUUCAAGACGAAGAAAGAGAAGGACAUCAGAUUUCUUAUAGCUUGCUUCUUUUUUUAUCCUGGGAUACGUUUGAUGCGAGUGUAAGAUUCACCUCGCUUUACAUAUUCUUUGUUACAGCUUCAAAGGGUAAACUGCCAAUCAAGUGGAUGGCUCCAGAAUCAAUUAAUUUCAGGAGGUUUACAACCGCUAGCGACAUCUGGAUGUUUGGUGAGUGAAUUUCAUUGUCUAAUGGUAUAGGUGGCGGGAACGGGGAAAGCUUCGGUUUACUACAGUUGUUGUUAGUUGUUUGCGCUUGGAACAACAAACCGAAAUGGAGAAAAUCCUGCUUAAAGUUGGUUUCAGUGAUUGACAUGAGUAUGACUCGUGUCAUGUGAAUUUUUUUGCGCGAGAAGCACUUAAAAAAACUCUUGCUGCGAAGAUCGUGAAGUCACGCAUUCAGCAAGCUCAGGUGACAUCUCCAAGCGGUACUGCUAGCAAUGCAUGCUUUGAAAUAGCUAAUUACGGCAUGCAGCGUGCGUGAGGUCAUAAAUCGCGAAAACUCUAACUGUGAAAUUGUCUUUCAGGUGUGUGUAUGUGGGAAAUCCUCAUGUACGGUAUCAAACCCUUCCAAGGUGUUAAAAAUAAUGAGGUGAUUGGCAAAAUAGAGAAUGGAGAGCGACUUCCCCUCCCUCCUAACUGCCCACCCUCUCUGUACCACAUUAUGUUUGAAUGCUGGUCUUAUGAGCCCUCUAAGAGACCGGUCUUUCAGGAUCUCAAGACGCGUCUAAGGUAAGUCACUUUACAUCUUAUAGUGUGAGUUAAAAUUUAUUUUUAAAGUAAUCCGCGAUGGCUUUGGUUUUGCUUUACUUCGCUGUGUGAUUGGUCCAGAAAACUCGCGCCACUAUCCCAACCAAUAAGAUUUAAAACUAAAACCGAUUGCCACUUGGUCGCUUGCGUUUUCCCGCGCUACAAGCAGUUAAUCCAUCUUUGUUACGUGUCUAGUGUAAUCGUCCAAGAAGAAAGAUUUCAGGCAGAUGAAAAAGUCAGAAGGGAAACUCGAAGAAUACAGGCGCUGUCGAUGGGUGAGUGAAUAUGUCUCUUCUCAGUCAUAUUCAUUAACACAAACUGCUUUCCAUCUAUUGAAAGUUUUGUUGCGGUUAUAGAAAUAGAAAAUGCCACCAUGUUCAGUUUAAAAUGCAUACCCUUUUUCACACUCGAGCAUCAGUAAGCAUAUUCUCCAAACUGUCAUAUUUACAAUUCCUAUGGUUCUGAUAAGGAGAAUUUGUGCAACAGUCAAGAGCUUCUUUAGGAGGAGAUCAUUCCUUUAUUCUCAUAACCUUCAUGUUUGAUUCCAAAGUAAUAAUGUAGUGAGAAAUUAGGUUCUUGUCUCCCUUGGAUGACGAUGGGUUUAUCUGAGACUUUUGGAAAGUCUCAAUGGCGGCUUUCCUUACCAAUAUGUCUUAAUUCGCAGCUCAAUUUUUACCAGAAGUUAGCGAGUACUGCCUGUAACUGUGCACGGGCGAUUUCCAUCCAAUAUUGUUCUUGUUACUUUUUCUUGUGUCUGUCUAACAGGAGCCAUACAAGACUCUGUCGCCCCACCCAAGGUACAGAUGUUUUAUUCAACUUACAUUACUCAGUUCCUGAGAAUCCAUUUUGUGCUAAAUAGUCUUAAACGAUAUACACCUAAUUUCUAUAACAUUGUCAAUGAAAAGUACGAAAAGAAAAAACCAAAUACAGAAUAAUUACCGUACGUGUUUCCUUCUGAGGAACGUACCAGUUAUAAAAACAUAUGCCAUAAAAUUUCUGUUAUGUUGAUUUUAAAGUCUUGGUUUCUUGUAUAAUUUUACACAUAGGUCAUUGUCAAAAAAGAACGAUGUAAAGAUAAUGGAUGGGAUUAGGAGUAUGUCUGAAAUAAUAUGCAGUGGUUUUGAAAUCGUUUUAUUUUAAUCUUAACCCCUCUAUCAGGGGUUGCUGGCGGUCUUCCGCCGCCCACAAAACCUCUUACUGCCGUCUGUUGAGCCCGCGAGCAGGCUCUCCUUUCGCCGUAUAGCCCUUUUCUGGACACACCCGUUUAUUACACUUUCGGCGGCUGCUUAUGGAAAAAGUUAGCGAGACCCCUGCCUCUAUCUCCCUUGCUUAGUGAUUAUCCCUUGAAAGAGGAACAUUGCAAUAUCAGAACCCUUAAGCUGAUAUUAUACUUGGUCCAAAAGGACGUCGUGAACGUUUUUUUCUCCUUGUACCUUGAAAUUGGACGUCAAAUUUUUAGGCAAAAUUUAGAGAAGUCGCUAAAGAAUUGUCAAAGAACAUGGACAACAUUCCCAUGAUCUGUUGUUUUAUUCAGAAUUAAAAUUCUACAGCCCCCGCAUGGAGAAUAUUCCUACUAGCUUUUUGUAUGCGUUUUUGUUGGGUAACUUCAGAUCAUUCAUUCUUAUGACCAAGCCUAUGUUUUAAAGAACAAUAAGAAAAGAUGAGAGACUACAGUGCAAUUCAUUCGUUUUAGAAAGGCAAUAAAAAGAAGGUGGUAUUACUUGUUUCCAGUGUGCAGACACUGUUGUUCCAAAGUAGCGAGGGCAUUCGCUUUUGUGUUUGAAAUACAUUGCAUAAUGGAAGCUUUAUAGCUAAAACUUUGCGACUUUGUUGGAUUAUGUUUAGCCCUCAAGACCUGGGAUCCAGCCAUCUUUUGUACAAAUCCCUACUGGUGCGGCUCAAUCCUCGGCAAUGUCAACAUUUGACAGCAGUAGAGGAGUAACAAGUCCGAGAGGUAGGUUGGGUCCGAGUGUGUUUCAACCAGUGAUUCUUUACACCCUUCACAAUUAUCUUGCUUAUUUGAUUUCUUAUCACGCCCUGCUGAGGGCGUUUUAUCCUUGAAUUACGAAUGAAACGUUUAAAGAUAGCAUAUCAAUAAGAGGCAAAAGCUGUGGGAAUUGAUUUUUAAAGGAGGUGACUAUUUUUAAAGUAAAAGUCUCCUUUCAGAUUAGUAUCGAUAUUUGACUAAAUACCUUCAUUCUGUAAUCCUUUAAGGGUCAACUCUGCCAGCUCAGUACCCUGGGAAUCCAGGAUCACCCAGAUCUCCUCGUUCACCACAGUCUCCAUCGUCCCCUUCCCGGACGCUCCCAAGGAACUUCAAGUCGUACCACGAGGCCAGCGGUGUCCACGCAUUGCUGGAGCAGCCAUAUCGGAAUUCUAUUGGUGGGAGUCAAACCUUACCGAAAAAUUAUAAAGCGACCAGUCCAGUAACGAGUCCUCUUGGGAGUCCAACGAAAUCCAGAGAUGCCGUUAUUGAUUUACCGGUAGGAGAAGCUGAAGCUUGAUUGAAGGGUUUUCGUGUAAAGUGCAAGUUUAGAGAAGAAAUCUUAAAAAUUUACAUAUUGGGAAGCUUUCAUAUUGAAAGUCUUCAAGAAGUCUUUUCAAGAAAAAUUGGUUCGUACCGUGUGUACUCUUGCGCGGAGCCAACUCCACUUGUUUGAUAUUUCUUUGAUUUGCGCGUCAUUUACUUUUGUCGCUCUCUCCAAGCUUAAUCCCUCGCGUAAGUCAAGCAGGAAAAAAUUAAUUGGUAUCACGCGAACUCUCGCGCGGAGCCACCUUCGUUGCUACUUUAUGUUUGAAUUUGGUAGUACCUAGUUUUCCUUUAUUCCUCUUUCACGCUUGCGCACUGUCUCUUUAAGAAGGAUAUCACUUGCUUAUAGCCGUUCACGUCUGACAUGCUAAAAUCUAAGUAUUUAGGACAAUCACUCAUUUGUUUCGCACAGAGUGACGAGGAACUGAAACGACGAGAAGAUGCUGAAAGAGCCCACAUGGAAAUGAGAGAGCGGGCCAUGUUUCGACAAAGACUUCGUCAGCAACGCCUUGAAUCAGAGGCAGAUUCCAAAUGGCUUCAACAAGAAGAGCAGAACAUUGAGCUCCCCUUUUCACCGGUUCGUGUUAUGGCUUUAACUCGCGCAAUCACCAAGAUAUAUCUUCUAAUGAAGUAGUUUUUAGUUGUCUGUCGAGAAAAACGAACUAAAUAAUUCACAAUAGCAAAUUGUAACAAAAUAAACACCAUCAUCAGCCAAUCAGAACUUUGACACGAGGUGGCCGGGAUGGCAAUUCUGGUUGGAAUUGUCUGAUUCAAGUGUUCGAUGUAUACCCUUUGUCUAAACAACUAGCAGGACUACCACGCCAAUUUUACUUUUAAUUAUUGUAGAAGAUUUUCAGCGGUGGUGUUUUGUUCAUGCAGCCUCGUUUUUCCCUUCAGGUUCAGCAAUCACCCAAGAGUCCUAACUUCCUCUCCCCUGAGGACGGAGUUUCGGCGGCGGUAGAAUCAUACAACCCGCGUGGAUCAGCGUCAUUCAUCGAACAGCGCCAAGCAGCUAAGGAAUGUAAGUUUGGCGUAGUAACUCUCUCCUUUGCUUUACAAGGUAUCAUUCAGUUUAAACUUGGGAAAGGAGAAGAAUAAUCUGAAUGUCAAGUAGAAUAUCUGUUGUUCCGUUUACUUUGAGGUACAAAGGGAAGAUUUAUAUAUCAGGCUACUGUUAUGAUGGGUAAUUUAGUGUUAACAACUGGGUUGAAAACGUAAAUUAGCCACCGUAAAGGGUAAAAAAGCUGACGUUUCGAGCGUUAGCCCUUCGUCAGAGCGAUUAGACGAAGGGCUAACGCUCGAAACGUCAGCUUUUUUACCCUUUACGGUGGCUAAUUUACGUUUUCAACCCAGUUGUUAACACUAAAUUACCUGCUAUACUCUCCCACCGACGCAGCACCACAGUUUCUUUAGAAACUUACCCCUUUACUGUUAUAAUGCCCCGGGGUUGAGAUGAGAGGAGGGAUGAGGGGGGAAUAUGAGUGGAGCUCCUCAGGUGUUCCGCUGAGAAUAGGUUCUUCCCUUUUCGGGCUAGACUUUAGAAAAGGAUAGGAUUUCACAUGUUGAGGUAUAUGAAUGCUGUCAUUAGGUGUUUGACAAGGUCUAGUGGCUGAGCGAUUUAAUAAGUAAGCUGCGGGAGUAACAGAGAAAUAUUAGUGCAAUUUCGCUCUCUUAUUCACCAAGAUUAUGGCUGCUUUUGCCUCUGCUUUGUCACCACAAUGUGAAGCAGAGGUUAAGAAACAGGUACAUCUUUUCAUUCUAGAAAGGCAGGGAAAAGUAAAAGACGAAGGGGUUUUCGGUCUCUAGUGGUCUUAACGUGAGUUAGUGUUUGGACCUCGCCACGGAUAGUCCUCUUGCACAGCUUUUUUUUUAAAUACCUUCUUCUUCCCUCUCAUAUCACAGCCUUUCGUGUACACUUCAUAAUAGAUUUUGUCUCCUCAGAUCACAGUACCCCGGUGGAUCCACCGAGCCAUCAGGCUGCUACAAUAGCCGAUACAGAUAUGAAUGAAACAGUAAGUAUUAGCCAGCAGUGCAAGAGUCUUGUUAGGGAGAGCUAACGUUUUCUUUGUUAAUCUUCUACGAUGAGAAAAAGUUAGAGUUUGACAAUUAGUUUCCUCAUCUCAUGUACAUUCAUCUAUAUUAGCAAUUUUUCAUUUUCAUAAUAAUUUACCGAAGUAAGUGAAAAUCGUGAAAUUUGGACUCAAUCGUGGACUUGUGGAGAUUACUGUAGCCUGCUUAGGUGGUCUGGGACGGAAGAUUCUUUUUCCUCGGCGGCAUUGCCUCCAUGCUCAUCACUUAGCGCACAAAAUUGUAAAGCGCAAAAAAAAUUGUAAAGCGCACUUGAAACUGCUACCUAUGCUGGCUAAGAUUUUCACUACUGAUCGUUUCGUUUUCAUUUUGUCAUAGACUGUAUUGACGCAGAGAGAAGAAGAUCCCAGAGAAGACCGCUCCACAGACACUGUGUUCAUUAACACCACUCAUGUGGUGCAGGCUGUUAUUGGUCUCAACAAUGGCUUACCAUUUGCCCGGUGUGAAGAUUACCCUACCUUUGUUAAGGUAUAGAACACCUUGUUUUAAAUUUUCACAUGUUGUAUACGCUCGUUGCGUUUCACGGCGAAGGGAAGACACCACACCCCCUCCUAGCGGGAUGUGAGAAGGUGAAAGUGAAUUAGGUCUCGCUCCAAUCUUUCGAGACUUCAUACGCCACUUAAGGUUAUGCCGCUUGAAUAAAUCUAAAGAAAGGCCAUACAGUGAAAGAGCCUAAUCUCCCUGUCUAUUGCAGCCAUGGAAUUAUUUGUUGCUCGAGCAUCUUUGUUAUUGCGCGUAAUUUUUAUCUUGUUCCAUUAUUUCCGCACAAUACCAAGAGCUGACAUGGCCUCUCUUUCCCGCAGGCAAUCGGUCUUUCGCUCAGAGAUUUACUAGCACGCGUUGACGAAGAAAUUCACAGAUUAGAUCCGUCAUCCCACAAGGAAGUAAGUAUGAACUUGAGAGAAAGAUUUUUUCAUUUUGUCACGAGCGUGGGACAAAGAAAAAAUUCCAAGUCCCCAUGAGGAAUCGAACCUCAGACCUUUGUUCUACCACUGUGCCACAGAGACUCUACGGUGAGUGAGGUCUGUUACGAAGUUUAUAUGACACGCGUCCUGCAUACUGCUAGGAUCAGCAAUGUCAAUAACAUGACGUUAUCGUCAUGGAGAAAAGGGGAAAUUAGCUAACGAGCACACCACGCUCGGCGAAAGACACCAAGACUCUCGAACUUUUUUUUUCGGCGUUAUUUACUAACUGGGUUCUCCAAUUCUACUUACUUCCAGUUUUACCUCACUCUGUGUAAUUCUGGUUAAUCUCUUAGGCUGUCACACUUUGAUUCUCUCUGACUUGUGCUGCUAAGAAAUCACUUCAACUACGGAAUUCUGUCUAUGCAACUCUGCACACUGUCUACAUUCUUCCCACUCUCUCCUAAGUAAGCUCUAAAGAACAUGCUUAUAUAGCCAGCUGGCUGACCUUUCACGAGAUUUUCGAAAUGAACAACAAAGUUCUUAAUCAUGAGGCUUCCGAUGAAUUGAAUCAACCUCUGACUGCGUUAUCCAUAACAAGAACUUUCGAGUGUGUCCAAAACAAGGUCAGCGGCAGACAACCUAAACACGUCCACCUAUAGAGGUUAGACAAAGCUGUCACAAUUCGGAAGCUCGUCACGACAGCUCCAACCCAAAUAACUUCGGAAUUCAAAUUCACACAUUACAUACAUUUUAGGUAUAAACGAAAUAUUAGACCAUACUAAACUAACUAAUUAACUAAUUAUAAACUAACCGAAUACUUCAUAUCGCUGUUAAGAAAAUCAGGAUAAAUGACCCUUUGGAAGAACAGUCAGCGAUGUUAGUAUUAGUCAGUUUGACUUUGAUUAAGCGUUCCAGAUUCGGUCCAGGAUUUGAGCCUUUGUAGGGGUCAUUGAUGCGCGCUGUUGGGAACGACCGCGUCUCUUGCCAUACAAAGAGUGCUUUUGAGUUGUAAUUGACCAGUGAGGGGUGGAGUGGGGGAGUGUAAUUGACCUGUGUGGGGUGGAGUGGCGAAGUGGUAUUGACCUGUGUGGGGUGGAUUAGGGGAGGGUAGCUCGGAAUGGACUAGCAUCCUACAUAGAGGGGACGUUCGAUUUGGCUCCUUCAUGUCCAGAGGACAGGAUCUGAUGUCAGGUCGAGUCUAACCAUUUGUGCGCGUUUUAAUUUUUUUCCCUUCCUGUUCUAUUUUAGGUGGAAAUGGCCCACAAAGUGCUCUCCUCUGACAUGGCUGAGCUGAUCAACUCCAUGAAAAUGGCGCAGAAGUACAGCACUACUACACUGGACCAGGAAUACCGCAGAGGGAUGUUGUCUGCUGCGCAUGUGUUGGCUGUUGACGCCAAGCAUCUGUUUGAUGUUGUGGAUGAAGCCAGGAAGCAGUCUGCAAAGUUGUCAUCCAGCGCCUAAUUACACUUAGGCGUGAAUUACGUUCACGAAACUUGGGCACAACGUGGAUAUUUUAUUCGGAAUAUCUCGGUACGUGUCAGAGGAACUUAAUAAAUCGAAGGAUGAAAAAGAACGCCUUCUAAGGAGCAGAUAACCUCGUCUUUUACUUAGCUACAUGGAGUAAAAUAUACUGCGCUGCAGCUUUAAAGAAAGGAUCGUUUCAUGAGAAGAUUUAAGGAUCUUCAAUUGACUCUGCGAUAACAUGGCGGAUUGAAAAACCCUGUGAGAUGCUUUUGUUGACUUUUUUUCAUGUGCUGUGAAAGAGCAUGUUUGGCAAAUGACUUGUGGAGUGACACGUUGAUUUGAGUGUCAUGCUCAACAAUUUGAUAAUUCAGCUGUUGUGUUCGACCAAUAGUUGUUGUUCUUGGUUUGUGAGCUGCCUGUGUUCAUGGAUAUCUUCUUUCUUGGCCGCUUUGUGGACUUAUGCCAGGGAAGUCGAACACCCACCUGCCUUUCAAUUACCAAAUUUUUAUACUUUUUAGAAACGAUGAAAGAAAUUUGUAAUGCUGCGAAGCUGCGCACUUUGGCCGACUAUUUGAACUAAGGGCUAUAUAUUUUGGACCAUCGACUUGAGAUUUUUUUAGAAUUACUUAAAGUUUACUCUAUUAAGGGACUUCUGAAUUUCUUCUCUUCUACAGCUUUUGCCUGUAAGGGUAUUUUCUUGUGGUAUGAAAUU
Messenger RNA from Pocillopora meandrina, 23744 nucleotides. The record is from the annotation of a GenBank genome assembly. Lineage: Eukaryota; Metazoa; Cnidaria; Anthozoa; Scleractinia; Pocilloporidae.